Molecule: messenger RNA, 3781 nt
Organism: Phymastichus coffea
Lineage: Eukaryota; Metazoa; Arthropoda; Insecta; Hymenoptera; Eulophidae
Gene: Rab23
Product: ras-related protein Rab-23
Exons: 5
Coding region: 145-957 (270 amino acids)
Molecular function (GO): GTPase activity; GTP binding
Source: RefSeq, a predicted model, not a curated record
UGAACGCAUAUUCUCUGUUUGAUCGAAUUUUAUAUACAGCAAGGAGGCAGGAGGUUGCUUUAACGCUGGUAACACCGAUGUAUUAAUGAAUUUGUACGACGGAGAGUGACGCGGGUGUGUUAUGCUAAUCAGAAGGUGCUCAGAAUGCGGGAGGAAGAGCUCGAGAUAUCACUCAAGGUGGUGAUAGUCGGCAACGGCGCGGUCGGCAAAUCCUCCAUGAUCCAGAGGUUCUGCAAGGGCACCUAUACCCGCGACUACAAGAAGACCAUUGGCGUGGACUUUCUCGAGCGCGAGAUCGAAAUCGACGGCGAGGAGGUGCGGCUGAUGCUCUGGGACACGGCCGGGCAGGAGGAGUUCGACGCCAUCACCGCGGCUUACUAUCGGGGAGCGCACGCCUGCGUGCUGGCCUUCUCUGCGACGGACAGGGACUCCUUCGAUGCCAUUCCCUCCUGGAAACUCAAGGUGGAGAAUGAGUGCGGCGAAAUUCCAACGGUCCUAGUGCAGAACAAAAUGGACUUGGUCGAUCAAUGCGUCAUCGAUCCAGACGAGGCUGAACGGCUGAGCCGAGCGUUAGGCUGCAAGCUCCUGCGCACCUCCGUUAAAGAGGAUAUCGGGGUGAUGGGUGUGUUCCGUCAUCUUGCCUCGAGAUGUAUCUGCGAGAUGCGACGCUACGACGAGGAAGACGACUUCAGACUGUACACCACGGUGCCGAGAACUGCUUCCGUUAUAAGUAUGCCUCGCAAGUGUUUGCGCGAUGGCGGCAGAGCCAUUAUUUCACCUUCGAAGCGGAGUCGUGCAGCAUCGGAAAAAGCGCAACGCGCGAAUUUCAAAGGCCGAGAGAAGCCUAGCGCCAACGCGGUCGCGCAGUCGAUCGAGCGCACACGCCCGUUCGGUCGAACACCAAUGCUAUCGAAGCUACGCGGUACCGCUGUACUGUUAAUCCCGUCUUUCAAUUAAUUCUCGCGCUUGCCUGCUUCGCCGCGAGCGCACGCGCAUCCACAAUUACGUUAUUUCGAUUACGCGCGAGCCAAGACGAAAAGAAACGCUUCGGAAACUCGAUAUUCAAUGCCACCGUUACGAUCUACGAGAUGCAUCUCUUGCCAACAGGUUUUAAACUUGAAAUCGCGACGGACUUGCAUGCAUAAAGCGCAUCGCGUAUUAUUGAGUGUGAAACGAUAUCGAACGGUCUCGAGCGUCCCCCGGUUCGAGAACUCAGUUUAGAUAAGAAUGUCCCAUCCGUGCAUAAUCGAUUUCUAAAAGAUUACUCUAUCGUAAAUCGCCAUUAUCAGAGCAAUAACAGUUUGUGCGGCACGAACGUUAUUACCAAGCUUCUACCGGCGAACCGAGUAACGUAAUUUAAUGCUCGGUAGCUCGCCUCGCGCCAGCGUAUAUAAUUUCUCAUUGUGAUUAAUCAUGAAAUCGGGUUUUUUUGCAAUCUUUCCGCUUACGUAUAUGUAUAAUUCAAUUACACAUACGUAUCUAGUUUGUUGAUUUCGUGAUUUUCAGUUCAGUUCAGUACAUCAAGAAACUACGUUAGCCUGUCGAGCUAAACCUAUAAUUACUUUUAAUAAUUAAACGGCUAGUUAUUUCACGUUGUCGACAUAUCGUAAUUUUUUUAUGCUGAAUCACAUGUACGAAAAUCAACGAAAUUUCUUGGUAGUCCUCGGUAUUAAUUCCAUCAAUACCAAGAGAGUAGAAGUCAACUUUGCGCUAACUCGUUCGCAACGGUCAUCAAACAGUAUUUCAAUUACUACAAAAAAUAAACUCACGAUGCACUGCCAUCAAUGUAAAAGGCCGCGAAUAAAGGUACAAAAAUGUCUCCGCAAUUCUCCGUGGCACAAACUUGUGGAAACAACAAGAAGCGCGUGACUCGUGUAACUGUAAUGGAAAAGAAAAUGUAUACGCAAGCGAGCUUUUUUUUCGUGGAGCACGCGAUCACUUUUUUUUUGUGCAAAGUAAACGUGGCCUGAUAAAAUUAGCCAAAGUACCAUAUUUUAGAUUCGUAUCUUUCUAUUGGCGUUGAAAAUCGUUUCCCUCGAACUUACAAACAUGAAAUACGAGAGCUUUUUAACGAACGCAGGUAUUAUAAAUUUUUCACGAGCGAUCACAAUGAAUUAAAAGCUCGGAAACAACUGUAUAACUGUGAUAAAAUAUUAGCGAUCGAACAACGCAGGCGUUUCAUUUAUUCAAUGCGCAAUAAUGUUUUCAAAGAAAAAUGAUUACGCGCACACGCUUAAUUUAGACAUGUACCUUUGACCUUUCUCUUAUAUACUUGACCAAGAAAUUGCUGCAUAGAUACGGUACGUGAAUUUAAUGCUAAUUUAUUCGCAAAUAAUUUCUCGCUUAAUAGCUCAAUGUGCAGACGUUAGGCCACGGGCGAUGAUAAACGUGCACAAUUUUUACACACACAACCCCGAAAUAGUACAGUUGCGCUAAAACGCAGAGUCUACUAGCAAAUCAAUCGAUAUUUCGCUGUUAAUAUUUAUUUAUUCAGAGUAAACUGUAAACGCGCUGUUUUGUGUGCGACUGAACACAUUGCCCCUUGGGUUGUAAACGCGCAUCCCCGGCAAAAAUUAUCAUUGCAAAUUCUCAGUUGUUCCCUAAUUAUGUUUUACGAUGCUGUAGGAUCAAUUCGUCUCUAAAUGAAAUCGCUAAUGAACCGGUAAUUACUAUUCCAGAACUUCCUUCGAGUGUAUUCUAAAUUUUCUUGCGAGGAACAAUCCAAACUUGCAUAUCGAAGGAUCAAAUUGAAAGAGCUAAUUAUCUUGUUGAAUAUAUAGAAAAUAAUUGCACUGUGCGUAAUAAAUUCGAGAACCAACCUCGUAUCAACAAACUCGCUCUGUCGCAUCAACCUUUUGUUCUGCAGCCAAUUCAUUUCGCACGUGUACAGUUUGCGCAAAGCGCAUUAUCGUAUAUAUAUCCACAAACAGGCAAUGCAGUUGGUCACGCGAGGCGCCUCACCCUUUAAUUAUCAGAUGGACAGUAGACGCGCCACGCUGCACGAAUUUCUCAAAGAACUGGGCCAUCGAAAGAUUGCAUUUGCCGCGCAAGAAAGCCUUUGUCGUUAUUAUUACUAUACUUGGCGGAAGCGACUCUAGCAUGCAUUACCAGUGUCCGGUUUUAUCAAGCUGCUUUUUUCUUGUUAUUUAUUUAUUUAUUUAUUUUGUUGUUGUUAUUUUUACUUAUUUUUUGUUACACUAAUUGAUUUCUAGUCUCUGCAGAAAAAUUUAAUUUUAUGGCCUUGAAGAAUAUUUUGUUCAUUAUCUAAAAAGUGAAAAAGAAUUGUUCAACUAGAAAAAGACUAGACUUUAUAUAAUAUAAAAUCAUAUAAUUAUUUCAAAUAUUUUUGGAACAAAUAAUACGAAAAUUAUUUAAAUGCUCUGCAUCACGAUAGACGAUUUUUAUUACCUUUCAUUUUAACGAACGGUGAUCAUUUGUAAAUAUAACCAGUAGGGUUUCUAUGUUUAUUUAAUUCAAUGCUAGAAAUAUGCAGGUGACUUUUAUUAUUUUUCAAGAUAACUUUUAGAAAAUGUGUUAUGUAAUACUUUUAUAUUCCGAACUUUAUUUUUAUUUUUAGAUGUUUAUUCUCACGAAUUAUUAUUACAAAUUAUAAUUUAAUAAAAAAUAGAUAUUUCCUAUAACAAGUUUUCUCUAAAGAUUUGUAUAUAAUUCACGACUUAAUAAUUAUCAAUUCCUCAUUGAUAGCCACAUAUUGUACGUACAGCAGCGUUACCGCUGCAACAUUUUUUUCAGGAUUCCCCGUCGGAAAUAAUUUUGUAUU